UAGGUGACCCGGAAGUGGGUUGGAGUUGUGAUUGUUAAGUGAGAAAUGUCUUUGCAAAGAUUACAAUUUCGCGCUUAGACCACUGUCAUCGGGAAAAAAGUAAAGAAUUAUUAUUAACGUCACCGAACUUGUAAAUAUCACUCAGUCAUAUGUUUCAUCUUAGACUUUUAUUUUUAUAAGAUUGUUGCCACCAUGAGUAAACGAAAAGUGAAAGAAACACACAUGCCAGUCGGCGAAUGUAUUUCUCAGGUUCAGAUGAUAUUGAGGGAGAGAUUCUGUCAUCAGAGACUUCCUGAAAAGCCAGUGGGAAUGGAAUCACAACACAAACACCUGCUGGAGCUGCUGAGGAGGACAGCUGUCCAUGGAGAGAGUAAUUCUGUACUCAUUGUUGGACCCAGGGGAUCUGGGAAAACAAUGCUCCUGAACUGUAUCUUGAGAGAGUUGCUGGAGGUGAAGGAUAUCAAUAAGAAUGUGUUACCUGUCCACCUGAAUGGUCUUUUACAGACUGAUGAUAGAAUAGCGCUCAAAGAAAUCACACGCCAGCUCAAUCUGGAGAAUGUUGUUGGAGACAAAGUGUUUGUAAGUGUUUACAGAAGUUAUGCUGUAUGUUUUGUCCCUUUGCAAUUUAUAGCUUGCUCUUUAUUUUAUUGUUAUUUUCAGGGUAGUUUUGCAGAAAACCUGGCCUUCCUUCUUGAGGCGUUAAAGAAAGGUGAUCGUAGCAGCAGUCGGCCUGUCCUCUUCAUUCUGGAUGAGUUUGACCUGUUUGCCCACCAUAAGAACCAGACUCUGCUCUACAACCUCCUGGAUGUCUCCCAGUCUGCCCAGGCUCCCAUCGCUGUGAUCGGCCUCACCUGCAGACUGGAUGUCCUGGAGCUGCUAGAGAAGAGGGUCAAGUCCAGGUUCAGCCACAGACAGAUCCACCUGCUCAGCUCCCUGAGCUUCAUACAGUACCUGGACAACGUCCGCUCACAGCUCAGCCUGCCACAAGACUUCCCCGACACCAAGUUCCAUGACGAGUGGAAUGACGGCAUCAAGACGCUAUGUGAAGACCAACUAGUGGUGGACGUCUUACAAAGACAUUAUAACUCCAGCAAAGACUUCCGUUUCCUGCACUUGUUACUGAUGCUGGCUCUGAGCCGUGUGAGCGCAUCUAAACCUGCCAUCAAGCCCACUGAUCUUCUGGAGGCCAGUAGAGUCUGUAUGGUGGACUCUAAAGCAAACAUUCUUCAUGGCCUGUCCAUUCUUGAACUGUGCCUGAUAAUUGCCAUGAAACACUUGAAUGACAUCUAUGAAGGAGAGCCGUUUAACUUCCAGAUGGUUCACAAUGAGUUCAAGAAAUUCCUGCAGAGGAAAUCCCAUUCUAUCCAUAACUUUGACAAGCCAGUCGUCAUAAAGGCGUUUGAACACCUGCAGCAGUUGGAGCUGAUUAGGUCUAUGGACAGCUCCACAGCAAAGAUCCAGAAGGAGUACCAGCUGGUGAAACUUAUGCUGGACCACAGCCAGAUCAUGGAGGCCCUGCAGAAAUACCCACAAUGCCCCACAGAUGUCAAACAGUGGGCCAUGUCUGCUUUUGGUUAAAGGUACAUAUUCUUCUAUAUUGGGUCCAGGGAGUUUUGAAAAAAACAAUGAAAGAUAUGGGACUGUGGCCUGGACCCUGUCCUCAGGGACAGACAAUGAAUGACCUGACAAAUGUUUCUGCCAUGUGUUCAUUCCUUGUGUGUAAAUGUACAUAUUUGGCUGUACUUAUUGAAUAAAGUCAUGCAAUUGUUUUGGUCA
This is a messenger RNA of Salmo salar (Atlantic salmon), 1776 nucleotides long. NCBI's taxonomy places the organism in Eukaryota, Metazoa, Chordata, Actinopteri, Salmoniformes, Salmonidae. The record is from RefSeq and is a predicted model, not a curated record.